Sinocyclocheilus rhinocerous is the source of this 1679-nucleotide messenger RNA. Its product is annotated as ELAV-like protein 1. Gene Ontology annotation, molecular function: RNA binding. Lineage: Eukaryota; Metazoa; Chordata; Actinopteri; Cypriniformes; Cyprinidae. Bases 198 to 1286 code for a protein of 362 amino acids. The transcript is spliced from 8 exons. The record is from RefSeq and is a predicted model, not a curated record. Gene Ontology annotation, cellular component: ribonucleoprotein complex.
CGUGGCUUCACUUCUGCUUUGGCGCGAGACACCCGAGCUCACCCCCUUCUUGGGUUGAGAUCGCGCGUGCGAAGUAGGUAGAGCAGAUCUCGAGAUCUCCGCUUUGUUCUCUUCACGAUUUGUGACUCGCUCUACUACAACGACGGUCGAGGACAAAGGAAACGGAGACUAAGAUUUUGAAGCUGUAAGGUGUCUACAUGGCCGUCAGAAGAGGACACAUAAGGUAUUUAAAAGUUUGUGAGGUUCAGAACCAGGGUAAUGACAGAGACUCACACAAGAGUGGCAGCUCAGUAAAGCAGGAAGUAUACGACAUGCCGAACGGUUACGAGGACCAAAUGGGCGAUGAGCCGAGUGAUGCGAAAACCAACCUGAUCAUCAACUACCUGCCCCAGAACAUGAGUCAGGAGGAGCUUCGGAGUCUCUUCAGCAGCAUUGGCGAGGUGGAGUCGGCCAAACUCAUAAGAGACAAGAUGGCAGGCCACAGUUUAGGGUACGGAUUUGUUAACUAUGUUAACCCUAAUGAUGCAGAAAGGGCAAUCAAUACACUCAAUGGCCUGAGACUACAGUCUAAAACUAUCAAGGUGUCAUAUGCCAGGCCGAGCUCUGACAGCAUCAAAGAUGCCAACCUGUACAUCAGUGGUUUACCCAAGACCAUGGCACAGAAGGAUGUAGAGGACAUGUUUACCCAGUACGGGCAUAUCAUAAACUCCCGCAUACUGGUCGAUCAGGCCUCGGGUCUGUCUCGUGGAGUUGCAUUCAUCCGUUUCGAUAAGAGGUCUGAAGCGGAGGAAGCCAUCAAGGAUCUUAAUGGAUCCAAACCAGCUGGUGCCUCUGAACCAAUCACAGUGAAGUUUGCUGCCAGUCCAAACCAGACCAAGAAUUCCCAGCUGAUCUCUCAGCUGUACCCCACUCAAUCCCGUCGGUUUGGAGGACCUGUUCAUCACCAGGCGCAGCGCUUCAGGUUUUCACCCAUGAGUGUUGACCACAUGAGCGGCGCCUCCGGGGUGAACGUGUCCGGCAGCUCUUCCUCUGGAUGGUGUAUCUUCAUCUACAACUUGGGUCAGGAUGCCGACGAAGGCUUCCUGUGGCAGAUGUUUGGUCCGUUCGGUGCUGUCACCAACGUCAAGGUCAUCCGUGACUUUAACACCAACAAAUGCAAAGGGUUUGGGUUUGUUACCAUGACAAAUUAUGAAGAGGCCGCAAUGGCCAUCGCCAGCCUGAAUGGAUACCGCAUGGGAGACAGAGUCCUGCAAGUGUCGUUCAAAACCAGCAAGUCUCACAAGUAAAGGGACUAUUUUUUUUUUUUUUAUCAUAAAAUAAUCUGAAAGUUAAUUGCUGUUUGUUCUAAAGAUUUCAGUUAUUGUUGACUGUCUACAUAAACAUAAUUCAUACAUCUGUGUUGGGGUGAAACAAGCUUGUGCUCUCUGGGGUUGAGCAAAAUCUAGAAUGUUGCAUUACUGGUUUUGUCCCUGAUGCCUGGCAUUUGUAAAACCCUGGACAAUGAAAAAAUUUCAGAUAUAAAUCGGAAAGUCUUUUUUUUUUUUUUUUUUUUUUUGCGCAAACACUGUUGCUCUUUCCCUUUUUCACACUGGACUUAAUGGUCCCAUUUUCUUCAUUAUAUUAUAAUAGGGGUGGUGAACGUCAGUCCUGGAGAGCCGCAGCCCUGCAGAGUUUUGCUU